AUGAAUUUAGCAAGGUAUAGCAAAGAGUAUAUUGAUGGCAUUGAAUCAUUUCUAGAUUUUGCUUACUCUUAUGGAGAUCCUCAUGGAGAGAAAAUUCAGUGUCCAUGUGCGAAAUGUUGUAAUAUUCUUUGGAACCGAAGGAAUGUAGUGUAUGAUCAUCUAAUAUGCCAUGGAUUCGUUAAAGGCUACACUAGAUGGAUCAAUCACUGGGAAUGGGAUACCAAGUUGAAUGUUGAUGAUGAUAUGGAUUACUCGUGUGAUGAUAUUGAUGGGUUGUUGAAUGAUCAAUUUAGAGAUUUUGCACAGGCUGGAGGUGUUUAUGAUGGUCCAAAUGAAGAUGCCAAGAAAUUCUAUAGCUUACUUGAAAAGGCAAACCAAGAAUUAUAUUCUGGUUGUAUAGGUUUCUCUAAAUUAUCAUUCACACUUCACUUAUAUUUGUUGAAGUGUUUACAUGGAUGGAGCAAUGAAUCAUUCACUUCUCUUCUAGGGUUAUUAAAAGAGGCGAUGCCCGAGUUGAACAUUCCUCAGUCUUACAAUAAAACCAAGUCUAUGGUUAAGAAUCUUGGUCUGGAUUAUGAUAUAAUUGAUGCAUGUCCAAAUGAUUGCAUCUUGUUCAGGAAUGGUCAUAAGGAUGAAGAAUUUUGUCAUACUUCUGUAGCUUCACGAUAUAUUCAAGCUCCUAAAGUUUAUAGUGCGCUUGAGUCUUCAAAAAAACAACAUCGAGUUUCUGCAAAGUCUUUGAGACACUUUUCAUUAAUUCCUAGACUCAAAAGGCUAUUUAUGUGCUCAAAGAUGGCAGAUUCAUUGAGGUGGCAUGGAGUGGAACGUUCUAAAGAUUGA
Molecule: messenger RNA, 840 nt
Organism: Solanum pennellii
Lineage: Eukaryota; Viridiplantae; Streptophyta; Magnoliopsida; Solanales; Solanaceae
Exons: 1
Coding region: 1-840 (279 amino acids)
Source: RefSeq, a predicted model, not a curated record